CAGCAGCAGCCGCAGUAGCAGCGCAGUCGCAGUCAACGUCGCCGUCGCCGUAAAAGUAAUAGCAAAAAGCAAGAGAACAUCGCUGCCGUCGUCGUCGUCGUCGUCGCCGUCGCCGCCGCUGACGUCGUCGCAUGCAUACUAUUAAUUUAUUAUACAAAUUGUUUUUAUUUUGAAUAAUGGAUCGUCGUGCAUUGAAGUUUAUGCAAAAAAGAGCGGACAUUGAAAGCGAUACAACAGCAACAACAACGACAACAGCAGCAGCAACAACAAUCAGCACUUUGACAACAGCAGCAACAACUGUGACAACAACUCUACAACAGCAACACAAACAGCAGCAGCAGCAGCAGCAACAAAGCGUUGAGCGGCCUUUAAAGUGCUUGGAGACAUUGGCACAAAAGGCGGGCAUCACUUUUGACGAGAAAUACGAUUUUGCGAGUCCGCCGCAUCCGGGCGUAAAUCCCGCCACGCCCACCAACAACAACAACAACAAUAAAAACGUGCCAGCAACAGCAAUAGCAGCAACAACAACUGCAACAACAACAACAACAGUUGGUGCACACACGCCUCCAACAGCACGACGCACAGCAGCAGCAACAACAACAACUACAACACCCAACAGUAACAGUUGCAACAACAACGCGGCACGUUCACGCAGCGUGUCACGUUCCCGCUCACGUUCGAGCACGCCCACCUCACGUGCAACAGCAGCAGCGGCAGCAGCAACAGCAGCAGCAACAGCAGCAGCAGCAGCAGCAACAGUUGCUGUCAGUGGCACACUGGAGAAAUCACAGAGCCCCGCCCAACAGGUGGCAUCCGCUGCGGCGGUGCCACUGCAAAUCUCACCGGAACAAUUGCAGCAGUUCUAUGCGAGCAAUCCGUAUGCAGCGAUACAGGUUAAACAGGAGUUCCCAAAUGCCAACAACAGCAACAGCGGCGGGCACAGCAACAAUCCCAACACUGGCGCCAACACCAAUCCCAAUAACAGCGGUAACAAUCAAAUAUACAACAACAACAACAACAACAACAAUACCACAACUAGCAUUAACAAUGAGCUAAAACAUGCAAUCAAUUUAUUAGAUGCAACACAGACGACACAAUUGCAACAGUUGCAGCUGCAACAGCUGACGGCGGGUGAUACAAGUGGGGCUGUUGCUGUUGCUGCCGCCAGUCCAGCGAAUCAGCAGCACUCAACACAACAACAACACACGACAGCAAUCAGCACAAUGUCACCAAUGCAAUUGACUGCCAGCGGCGUACCAGCAGAUUGGGCAAACGGACGCACCGUGCAACUGAUGCAGCCACCAGCAGGCUUCCUCUAUCCCCAAAUGAUUGUGUCUGGGAAUCUGCUGAAUGCCGGUCUGGGACAGCAGCCGAUACAGGUGAUUGCCGCCAGCAAGCAUUUCCAGAACAGUGGACCCCAGAUGAUAACGACAACCACACAGAAUGCCAAGCAGAUGAUUGGGGGACAGGCGGGCUUUGCGAGCAGCACCUAUGCGAUACCAUCGAGUCAGUCGCCGCAAACGCUGCUCAUAUCGCCGGUGAAUGUGAUUUCGCAUUCGCCGCAGCAACAGAAUCUCUUGCAAUCGAUGGCGGCGGCAGCGCAACAGCAGCAACAGCAGCAGCAACAGCAGCAGCAGCAGCAACAACAGCAGCAGCUGACGCAACAGCAACAGCAGCAAUUGUCACAGCAGCAGCAACAGCAGCUGACACAGCAGCAACAGUUGACGGCUGCCCAACAAGCGGCCGCAUUGGCCGUCUCCAAAGUGGGUGUUAAUGUGGGCGUUGGCGUUGGCGUUAAUCUAACAGAUGCACAGGGCAAUAAAUUGCAACAGAAGGUCGUCCAAAAGGUGACAACGACAACGAAUACGGUGCAAGCGGCGACCAAUGCAACGGUUGCCGCCAAUGCCCAACAGCAACAGCAGCAGCAACAGCAGCAGCAGCAACAACAGCAGCAGCAACAGACGACAACGCAACAAUGUGUUCAGGUCUCACAAUCGACGCUGCCGGGCGUGAGUGCUGCUCAGGCGGCCCAGCUAAUUAGUCCAUUGCAGAGUGCUGCUGCGGGUCAGCCGCAACAGAUGCAGAUUGCUCCAUGGUUCUGGCCCAACUUCGGGCCGAAUCCGAUCAUAUUGCGCAAUCCGCCGGAUCACACAUCUGGCAUGUUCAUCCAGCAGCCGACAACGCAUCAGGCGCUGCAAACCCAACAGAAUCAGAUCAUUCAGUGCAAUGUGACGCAGACACCGACGAAGGCACGCGCUCAACUGGACGCACUGGCGCCCAAGCAACAGCAGCAGACACAGCAGCAGCAGCAACAGCAGCAGCAGCAGCAACAGCAGCAACAACAGCAGCAGCAGCAGCAACAGGCGAAUGCACAACAGCAAUUGGCGACACAGCAGCAACAGCAGGCGGUGGCAGUGGCCACCGCACAAUUGCAACAGCAACAGUUGACCGCACAGCUGCAGCGCAGCGGUGCACCCAUCUUGCCACACAAUGGGGCACAAGUGCGACCCGCCAGCUCCGUAUCGACGCAGACCGCACAGAAUCAGAGCCUGCUCAAGGCGAAGAUGAGAAACAAACAGCAACCGGUGCGGCCAGCAUUGCCAACGCUUAAAACGGAGAACGGGCAAACGGUUGCCACUGCGGUUAAGGCGGCGAACAGCAAUGUGGCAGCAACGGCACUCAGUCAACAUCUUGCCGUCCAACAGCAGCAGCAACAGCAGCAGCAGCAGGCAGCUGCCAAUUUGCAUCAGGUUGUCACCACGGCCGGCAACAAAAUGGUCGUGAUGAGCGCAUCGGGCACACCCAUAACGCUGCAGAAUGGCCAGACAUUGCAGGCGGGCGUCGAUAAGCAGCAGCAGCAGCAGCAGCAACAGCAGCAUCAGCAGCAGUUGCAGCUGAUGAAGAACCAGCAGUUGUUGCAACAGCAAAUAAUGCAGCAUCAAAUACAUCUGCAAAUACAGCAGGCACAACAGCAGCAGCAGCAGCAACAACAACAGCAGCAACAGCAGCAGCAGCAACAACAGCAGGUACAACAGCAGCAGCAGACACAGCAGCAAUCGACGCUGACAAAUGCAACAGCUCAGCAAAUAUUGCAAGUGGCGCCGAAUACGUUUAUUGCCUCGCAGCAGGCACAACAGCAGCAGCAACAACAGGUGCAGCAGCAGCAGCAACAGGCGCAACAGCAACAGCAACAAUUGCACAAUCAACUGCUGCAACAUCAGCUGCAGCAGGUGCAACAGCAACAGCAGCAGCAACGCGAGCAGCAACAAAAUAUCAUACAACAAAUUGUGGUGCAACAAACGGCAACGCAGCAGCAACAGGCACAACAACAGCAGCAGCAGCAACAACAACAACAACAACAACAGGUGCAACAGCAGCAGCAGCAACAAUUGCAGCUCAGCGGCGUCCCCUUCUCAGUUAGCUCCACAACAACACCCGCUGGCAUUGCCACAUCGAGUGCAUUGCAGGCAGCAUUGACUGCCUCUGGUGCCGUCUUUCAGACGACAGCGAAGACGAGCAACUCACUGCCAAGCAGCAGCAUUGUCAGCAUCAGCAAUCCAAGCGCCGGACCACUAGUCACCAGCAGCACGGUGGCAACACUGCAGCAACAAGCGCAGCAGCUACAACAGCAGCAGCAGCAGGCUCAUCAACAACAGCAGCAACAACUCAUUUCAGCCAGCAUUGCGGCAGCUACACAACAACAACAACAACAGCAGCAGCAACAACAACAACAACAGCAGCAGCAGCAGCAACAACAACAACAUCAACAGCAACAGUUGCCAAGCACAACACCGACACAGAAUCCCAUAUUAGCCAUGACUUCAAUGAUGAAUGCAACAGUUGGAUUACCAGCAGCAGCAGCAGCCGUAACAACAACGCCCGCUGUUGUCAGCACGGCGCUGGUGACGCUCAGCAACAGCAACAGCAACACGAAUAACAUUAGCUCACAGCCAGCCACGCCCACAAAGGCAUUGCAGCAGCAGCAGCAACAACAGCAACAUCUUGCAACAGUUGCAACAUUGGUGCCCAUCGAUUCACCGCUGCAAGCGAGCGUUGAGGCAAGCAGCUCAACAACAGAAACGCUGCUCAAUGGUGAUGCGGGUGGCGAGGCAAAGUUGCCAACAACAACAGUUGCUGCCGCUGUUGUCAAGCAAAGCAAUGUUGUGCUGCCCAGCAGCAGCAGCAGCAAUAAAGAUGACAAGAAUUGCAGCAGCAGCAGCAACACUGCCACUGUCAGCAGCACAGCGGCAAUUAAUGGCAUUGCCAGCAAUGCUUUGCGUGCCAGCAACAACAACAGCAACAACAACAACAGUUGCACGACCACCAGCAACAGCAGCAGCAGCACAGCAACAACCACAAUUACAACCACCAACAGUAGCAGCAACAGCAAUAGCAACAGCAAUAACAACAACAACAGCAGCAGCAACAACAACAACAGCAGCAGCAACAGCAAUGGCAAAGAUCUGCCCAAGGCAAUGAUUAAGCCAAAUGUUUUGACCCAUGUCAUCGAUGGGUUCAUCAUCCAGGAGGCGAACGAACCAUUUCCAGUCACACGACAACGCUAUGCGGACAAGGAUGGCAACAACGAUGAGCCGCCAAAGAAAAAACAAGCAAUGCAGGAAUCAGAUACAUUGAUGGGCAUUGCAACAUUGCCAGCGGAUAUGGUUGCGUGCGAACAGUGUGGCAAACCGGAGCAUCGCAGCAAGCUGAAGCGGAAGCGUUAUUGCUCGCCGGGCUGUGCGCGUCUGGCUAAAAACGGUGGUGGAGCAGUCGGUGGAGGAAUUGGCGGUAAUAGCAACGGCAGUGCCGUGGGCAUGGUUGCUGCCGAUGCUAUGGCGCUGGCUGACAAACUGGAUGAAUCGCUGGCCGAGGAGAAAAUGCUAACGGAUGCAGCAGCAGCCGCAGCCGCAGCAGCAGCAGCAGCAGCCGCGGCGGAGCAAACAGCAAUGCUUGUCGCUGAGCUACCAGCAGCAGCAGCAACGGCAACAACAACAGUUGCAGUUGCAGCAGUUCCAGUGCCAGCAGCAACAGUUGCAACACCCACAACAGCAGCAGCAGCAGCAGCAGCAGCAGCAGCUGUUGCAGCAACAAGCAGCAGUCCCUCAAUCUGUAGUUGGAGCGUGGAUGAGGUGAGCGAGUUUAUACGAAAGCUGCCCGGCUGCCAGGACUAUGUGGAUGACUUUGUGCAGCAGGAGAUCGAUGGGCAGGCAUUGUUGCUGCUCAAGGAGAAUCAUUUGGUCAAUGCAAUGGGCAUGAAACUGGGCCCCGCACUCAAAAUCGUUGCCAAAGUCGAAUCGAUGAAGGAGGUGGCAGCGGCAGCGGCAAUGCAGGCAAUUAAUGAUGCUGGCAAGGAUGCGCUCGCCACGCAAUAGUGCAUAACUAAGCCCAGGUGCAGCAGCAGCAGCAGCAGCAGCAGGAGUAGAACCAGGAGCAACAGCAGCAGCAGCAGCAGCUUUGGCAGCCCAAUUUCGCCGGCGAUGUUGUCGCCAUCGUAUUCAAUAACGCCGCCAAUCUAUUCGCCUGUGUUGCGCAACAGCAUCGUAGCGGAGCCUGGUUGCACCAGUGUUGCAAAGUGAAUGUGAUUCACAGCAGCAGCAGUAGCAGCAGCAGCAGCAGCAAACUGAAAGUUGCCAUUCAUUCCCCGUAUAAAUCACGAAACUGCGCUAUAAUAAUAACCAAUUACACAGAAAUGGUGAUCCCAAGAGCAUGAAGAAGAACAUAGACUUGCAGACUGGCUUGGAUGGUUCUCAAGAUAAUAUUGAUCAGCAGAAUAUGCUCGCAGAAGCAAUCGAAACAAUUAAUCUGGUCGUGAUUCUUAACUUUAAUCUGCUUCAUCCUCAAAUGCCAAUCAAUUCCGAUUUCUUUUGCUUAACAGCAAAUAACUGAUUAUUGUCCUUAGACCAUUCCAGCCAGUCUGCGGUUCCUUUUUGGGCUUUCAUCAGGUUCAUCAAAGUUGUCAAAAUCAGGUGUGAGGUUGUUGUCUGGCACCACCUUUUACUUGUUGUCUGGCAUUUAAACGUUCGCAUGGAUUUAAAAUCAAUUCACGAAGCAAUUGACAUUUGAGUAUGAAGUAGAUGGAAGUUAGGAAUUAAUUAGUAAUCAUCAAGUACGUGUUAAAUACUUGCUCUUGGGAUCUCAGUUGUCGUGUACUUGUUUAUGAUUAUAGCGCAGUUCGUGAUUUAUGCAUUACCACUACCUAGAACCCGCCCAGCCCCGCCCCGCCCCGCCCCGCCCCUCUCCUCGUCUGUCUUAGUUUGUAUUUGUAAUUUAAAUGUAGCUUAAAAUCUGUAAGGCCACUUGUAUGAUAAUGAUUUAAAACAAAAAAAAACACAAAACUAAGCUAAUUUAAACUAAA
Drosophila grimshawi is the source of this 6355-nucleotide messenger RNA. Its product is annotated as polyhomeotic-proximal chromatin protein. The coding region runs from base 177 to 5372 and encodes 1731 amino acids. The transcript is spliced from 11 exons. Gene Ontology annotation, molecular function: zinc ion binding; protein binding. Gene Ontology annotation, cellular component: nucleus; PRC1 complex. The record is from RefSeq and is a predicted model, not a curated record. NCBI's taxonomy places the organism in Eukaryota, Metazoa, Arthropoda, Insecta, Diptera, Drosophilidae.